Messenger RNA from Prunus persica (peach), 858 nucleotides. RefSeq lists its product as uncharacterized. The record is from RefSeq and is a predicted model, not a curated record. Lineage: Eukaryota; Viridiplantae; Streptophyta; Magnoliopsida; Rosales; Rosaceae. The transcript has a single exon. The coding region runs from base 1 to 858 and encodes 285 amino acids.
AUGAAUGGAUCUUACUCUGUGCACUCUGGUUACCAUUGGCUUCACAAUACUGAAUUGAGGCGAAGAAAUCUGCGCCCUUCCUCUUCAAUGGCAAUUGAUCCAAGGCUUUGGAAGCAGGUUUGGAAAGCGGAUGUCCCACCAAAAAUUCAAAACUUCAUGUCGCGAGCUCUCAGAAAUUGCCUCGCUACAUCGGCAAACUUGCACAAAAAGAAAAUUGCAAGAUCGCCUAUGUGUCCUCUAUGUAAUGAUCAAUCGAAAACAGCUAAACAUAUCCUUAUCUUUUGCCCUUGGGUGGACCCUGUUUGGUGCGGAUGCUCCCUCAACCUGCGUAUAAAUCGACAGGCUGUGACAUCUUUUGGCCAAUGGUUAAGGAAUGUUAUUGAAGAAGAGAAAACCCUACAGCAGCGGUCACAAUGCAUAAUUGUUAUCGCAUACUUCUGCUGGCAGAUUUGGAAAGAUCGGUGCAAAGGGAUGCUGGAACACAUCUCCCUUUCACCAGCUAGAACUAUUCAUGUUGCCUCUAUUUCCAUCAAUGAAUUCCUUGGCACCCUUGAUCAUGGCAGACAUCAAACUGAGCCUCCUGGCCUCUCUAAUGCCAACCAGAAACAUCUUUGGAACCUCCUUGCCCCUCGCUUUGUCAAGGUUAAUGUGGAAGCAUCCUGGAAUCCAAAAUCAAGGAGGGUUGGCAUUGGAAUCCUGAUUAAGAACACAUAUGGAGACUUUCUCAAGGGUACAUCCAUCCCAUCAGUGGCGAACUUUGCUACAGAGGCUAAGGUGCUGGCUUGUCUCGAAGUUGUAAGCUCGCUGCUGAGAUGGGUUAUUGUCAAGUCACAUUUGAAUCUGAUUGUAAGGAAAUAA